This is a messenger RNA of Acaulospora morrowiae, 201 nucleotides long. NCBI's taxonomy places the organism in Eukaryota, Fungi, Glomeromycota, Glomeromycetes, Diversisporales, Acaulosporaceae. The record is from the annotation of a GenBank genome assembly.
AUGGAUGAAUGGAAAUUAAUAGAAGCUCUUCUUGAAGUACUUGAAGACUUUCAAGAAUUAAUAACAACAUUGAGUGGUACUAAAUAUCCAACUCAUAAUUUAGUUUGUCCACAUGUUAAAGCCAUUUUUGAAGAAUUGGAAAUUUUGGAUGUCUUGGAUGAUUUGAACAUUGAUUUAACUGUCAACAAAAUUUCUAUUCCA